Messenger RNA from Guyanagaster necrorhizus, 1284 nucleotides. RefSeq lists its product as uncharacterized. The transcript is spliced from 20 exons. Lineage: Eukaryota; Fungi; Basidiomycota; Agaricomycetes; Agaricales; Physalacriaceae. Bases 1 to 1284 code for a protein of 427 amino acids. The record is from RefSeq and is a predicted model, not a curated record.
AUGACUUCGGCGUUGCCUACCAUCCAAGAUACGUUCGGCGCUCUCUAUGUGGGAGCUAUACUAGCUGCCGUUUUAUUCGGCAUUACGAAUCUACAAGCUGUCAUGUACUACAAGAGAUACCCCGACGAUUGGUGGCUCUAUCGCUAUUCUACAGGUAGGGAUGCUUUGGUUCGCUCAUUCAUUCGCCUAUCGGGGGGGUGGCGACUAACCUGUGACAGGAUCCUCGAUACUCUACAUGUCGCUUUGAGCACAUAUGCCCUAUAUGUCUUUCUGAUUGAUAUGUACGGGGAUUUACUCCGCGCCCUAGAAACUACUGUGCGGAGCAUGCAGUUGCAGUUGUCUGUCAAUGACAUGCUCGUCGUAUUCGUUCAAUGGGUAUAUGCUAUCCGUCUAUGGAAACGUUCUGGGACGCCAUUUUCACAAAAUUCUCCCACGCUUUGUCGUAAGCACCCCAAUAAAUUCUCCCGCGUCCUACACCCGCUUAUUACUAGCCAGUUUGUCACCGUGACAGCUUCGCUUGGUGCUGGGAUAUUUAUAGUCUAUGAUAUUUUUCAUGUCCCAAAUCUCGCAUCGGCCUCCAUUAUCAAGAGAUCGAUUUACACCUAUUGCUCCACAAUCGCCGCGGCGGAUUUCAUAAUAGCCGCAAUGAUGUGCUAUUACCUGCACAAGAGCAGAGGAGUUACAAUGAUCUCCUCAACGUCCGCCACACUUCUCCGUCUAAUGCGGCUUAUUCUCAUAUCAGGGUUAGCUACCAGUGCAUGCUCUCUAUUUACUCUCAUCGCGUAUAUCGUGUGGCCAGAGUCUCUGAUCUUCCUAGGAAUUCAUUUCGUCCUAUCUAAACUCUACGUCAAUUCCCUGCUUGCUAUGCUGAAUUACCGGCGCGAACACAAAUCGAACAAGGCAAAGUCAGACUAUGAAGUCAAUUCAACCCUCCGGAUCGCACCUCAGAGUUCCCAAGCAACUCCAGAAGAAUCCGCUAUCAUGCCUCCACAGUAUAGCAUAAAUUCAGUAGUCCGAGAUCGAUAUGCCCUUCACAAUGUUUCGCUUUUCUCAAUACAAAAUCGAGACAGGAAACGAAAACAUCGGCGAAGCGAAGUGCCGCCCAAGCACCGAGGCUCGUCGAAAAGCGGAAAAAAAUUCAAUUCGCCUUUCCCCUCGCAAACCACCACUACUGCCCACGAGGACGACUGCUCGACAAUGAAGGAACUAUGGGGACAUAGCAUCCUUCAAUGGAAUAUAUCAGGGUGUGCAUUUUCCGGGGUCGUUAAAGGGCUUUCCUCAUGA